AUUCGAGAGGGGACGCAUGUUUUUUAUACCUUGCGUCUCUCCCAUAAAAAUUUUUCUACAGAGUGGAUUGCGUUAGAGGCAAAUUUCAGCGUGAGGCUGUGCAAACAGAUAUCGAAAAAUCCGGCCAUUUUGCGCAAAACUUGUCUUUGGGUGCUGGUGAAUAAACGUCGCAGUCACUGCCUUUCAGUAAGCCCUAUUUCAUUCUGAUAUCGCGUACUGGGUUCUUCUGAAUUACGAAAAACAAGACAAAGUCGGUCAAAAAAAUCGCGUACGUAUCUGAAACCAUCUGCAAUUAAUAAUGACAAAACGCUCAAAUUUUCGGUUUUGAAAAAGUUUUGAUUAUGUGCAUACUAUUUUCAUAGCCGAUGUUACGGUUCAUAGAUGACGUAUUGGGCCGGUGUAAAGGUUGUUAUUUUAAUGUGUUGCCGAGCGCGCGUGACACAGCACCUAGAUUUCUUGAACAGCAGUUUCGUCAUAUCGCAAGUCUCCGCUUUUCGCCUCCAUCAAGUCCUUGUCACAUCAACUCGUUUUCUAGAUUGAAGUUCAAAAAAAUAAGUUGGCUUUUAAAUUACUGGAAACCAAGCUAUCUAGCCUGUCUUUCUGCAAAAAGCCUAGCAUGUUAUUCUCUCGCCUAUUGUUCAGCGGCACGAGAUAAUACGGAAGACACCCAUCAUACACCUUGGGAUUCCUUGUUUGACCAGCUGUCGAAGAGAGGACCUAGACUGGAGGUCGAUGCCAAAAACAUAAAAAUUUUGUCAUCUCCAGAAGCAUUUUUCAACCAGCUCAAAGCGGGAAUUUCAAAGGCAAGAUCUCGCAUUGUUCUGAGUUCCUUGUACAUUGGCGCUGAGCUCCUUCCGUGCGAACUGAUCAAUACUAUAUAUAAUACUCUGGAGCAACGGCCCAAUAUCCACCUUACUAUACUUCUCGACUAUUCGAGAAGUACGCGUCGACUGCCUUCAGAGCAUUCAUUCCAGUCUUUCCUCAGUCCACCUAAAUACUUCUACCAGAUUCUCUGUCGACUAAAAAAAGCCUUUCCAUCGCGCGUCUCCCUCUACCUUUUCCACACCCCCCAGUUGUAUUGGGCCCCGAAGAUGUUGAUCCAUGGAAGGUACCGAGAACUAAUCGGUGUCCAACACAUCAAGUGCUACAUCUUCGAUGAUAACCUACUCAUUUCCGGGGCAAAUCUCUGUCAACAAUACUUUACCAACCGUCAAGACCGAUAUAUGUGGAUUUGUCAAUCACCGAAUGUGUGCAAUUUUUACCACAGGCUCAUCAACGCUAUUGGCCAUUACUCUUUUUAUCUUAGUUCAGCCGUCGAAUACCCUAUGUUUUCAAAGAGAAAACCAGAUCCAUCUUUCUCCACUACAGAAUUCAAAGAACAAUUCAAGAAAGAAAUAGCGCAGCUUUUCAAUGCGGCGUGUCUAGAAAAACAACACAAGAACCAACCCUCACGUGCCUCUUCAGAUACCUGGAUUUUUCCGACCAUACAAUUUAAACCAGCACAAAUUCUGCACGAUCAAGAGGUUUGUGAACUUCUGCUUACCUUAGGCCUCCAAUCAAAAGUAAAUUCAACCUGUUGCAUAGCGUCUCCCUACUUCAAUUUCACAGAUACAUAUCAACGCUGCAUAUCCAUGUCUGAAAAACAAAUAAACAUCAUAGUGGCCUCUCCUCAGGCAAACGGGUUCUACAAAAAAGGACCCCUUCUGGGCUUAAUUCCCCACGCCUAUCAAUACCUCCUAAAAAAAUUCCUUGAAGCGCUGCCAUCUAAAACACAUGUAGAGGUUAAUGAAUAUCGACGAGAGUACUGGACAUUCCAUUCAAAGGGCCUCUGGCUUGACCUUUUUACGUCAAACAAAUCACUUCCAUCCGCAUCGAUUACUGCCAUCGGUUCAAGCAACUUUGGUGUCCGCUCUGUAGAACGGGAUUUGGAAUCGCAGUUGAUCAUAUUUACGAAAAAUAAUAACCUAAUCAAUCAUUUAAAAGCAGAGAAAAAAAAUCUUCUCAAAAAUUCAAAACCUAUCACCUCUUCCUCACUGAAUAAAGAGACCGAUUUGCCCUCCAUCUUAAUACCAUUCAUCGCUUCAAUUGCAAGGAAAUACAUGUAGGAAAGUUUUGGAAAGCGUCAAUGAAACCAAAAAAAAUACAGCAGAUUCGCCGAAGUUGUUGACUCCUAUAAUUAACAGGUGUUUGUCAGUAAUUCAAAAAAAAAAAAACAAA
Messenger RNA from Schistocerca gregaria, 2217 nucleotides. Its product is annotated as probable CDP-diacylglycerol--glycerol-3-phosphate 3-phosphatidyltransferase. Gene Ontology annotation, molecular function: CDP-diacylglycerol-glycerol-3-phosphate 3-phosphatidyltransferase activity. The record is from RefSeq and is a predicted model, not a curated record. Gene Ontology annotation, biological process: cardiolipin biosynthetic process. The transcript has 3 exons. Gene Ontology annotation, cellular component: mitochondrion. Bases 366 to 2105 code for a protein of 579 amino acids. NCBI's taxonomy places the organism in Eukaryota, Metazoa, Arthropoda, Insecta, Orthoptera, Acrididae.